This is a messenger RNA of Cottoperca gobio, 8340 nucleotides long. It is a transcript of the gene slc8a2b, whose product is annotated as solute carrier family 8 member 2b. Gene Ontology annotation, biological process: calcium ion import across plasma membrane; cell communication; sodium ion transmembrane transport. NCBI's taxonomy places the organism in Eukaryota, Metazoa, Chordata, Actinopteri, Perciformes, Bovichtidae. The transcript has 17 exons. Gene Ontology annotation, cellular component: axon; postsynapse; sarcolemma. The coding region runs from base 352 to 3315 and encodes 987 amino acids. Gene Ontology annotation, molecular function: calcium:sodium antiporter activity. The record is from RefSeq and is a predicted model, not a curated record.
GAGAGAGAGAGAGAGAGAGAGGCGGGGACAGAGCGCAGUACCGAGGAGGACAGUUGUCUCUCCCACUCUUUCAUACUAACAUCAGAUACUAUGCUUAUUGCUUCGAGUGACUGGCACUAGAACACAAGGGCAGCUCAAAUCCGCACAACCCCAUGAGUUUGGUUUGGCCUGCCAGUGAGUAGGAUCUCUGUGUGGAUCAAGAGUUGAAGAAGGACCACCUGAGACCAGUGGUGAGCUCGUCGCACCACCCUCAGCUCUACGCAGCAUCUCCCCCUCCCUCUUCCUCAGCCUAUUCCCACCAUCCUCUGCUUCACCUUUUCCUCCUAAUUCUUGUGGGAACCACACGCCGCCAUGUCUCUCUUGGCCUCUCCCGCCCCCUUCCUCCUCCUCGUCUUCCUCUUCCUCCUCCCACUGCCUCCCGGCCAGACGGAGUCCCAGCGCAGCGACCCCAGCAGCUACCCCAGCAGCGACCCCGAGUCCCGGUCGGUCUCGCCCUCCAUGUUCCCCUCCUCCUUCCCGCCUUCCAUGUCUUACAGUAACAGCACCACGCCUGGCAAGAAAGACAAGUGUGGGGAAGUGUCGGUGUGCAGGCCCGGCAUCCUGCUGCCCAUCUGGCAGCCCAACCGGCCCAGGGUCGGCGAGCAGGUGGCCAGAGCUGUGGUCUACUUUGCGUGCCUCAUGUACAUGUUCCUGGGCGUGUCCAUCAUCGCAGACCGCUUCAUGGCGUCCAUAGAGGUCAUCACGUCACAGGAGAAGGAAGUGACCAUCACCAUGCCUAACGGCGAAACAUCAGUGGCAACGGUUCGAAUCUGGAACGAAACAGUGUCCAAUCUGACACUCAUGGCUCUCGGCUCCAGCGCUCCGGAGAUACUGCUGUCUGUUAUAGAGGUGUGCGGUCACGACUUCAAGGCUGGUGAGUUGGGACCAGGAACAAUUGUUGGCAGCGCCGCCUUCAACAUGUUUGUGAUCUUGGGGAUCUGCGUGUGGACGGUCCCCGAAGGCCAGACCCGCAAGAUCAAACACCUCAGGGUGUUCUUCAUCACUGCCUUCUGGAGCAUCUUCGCCUACAUCUGGCUCUACCUCAUCCUGUCUGUCAUGUCGCCAGGCGUCGUGGAGGUGUGGGAGGCCCUGGUGACCCUGCUGUAUUUCCCAGUGUGUGUCAUCCUGGCUUGGGUCGCAGAUCGCCGCCUCCUCUUCUACAAGUACAUGGGCAAACGCUACCGUGCCGACAAGCGCCACGGCAUUGUCGUGGAGACCGAGGGAGACUUGACACCCAACAAGGGCGGCAUGGAGAUGAUCAUAGACGGCAAGUUCCCACCUCGAGGGGGUGCCGUGGUCCCCGCCGAGAACUGUGGAGGCGGAGCUCAGGACUUCAAAGCAGGCGCUGCGGACAAUAACGUCGGUGCCGGGGGCAAUCUGCCCAACUCCAACAGCACGAUGGUCAAUGUGGAGAGCAACAAGGAGCUGGACGAGAGCCGCAAAGAGGUGAUUCGUAUCCUGAAGGAGCUGAAGCAUAAAUAUCCUGACAAAGAGCUGGACCAGCUGGUGGAGCUGGCCAACUACUACGCACUGCUGCACCAACAGAAGAGCAGAGCCUUCUACCGCAUACAGGCAACUCGUAUGAUGAUCGGAGCUGGAAACGUCCUGAAGAAGCACGCAGCCGACAACGCUCGGCGCACAGCUGUAACCGACGAGGAAGCACCAGAAGAAGGAGACGACGUGGGGAUAUGUAGCCGCAUCUCCUUUGAAAGCGCCCACAGUCAGUGCAUGGAGAACUGCGGCAUUCUGAGGCUGGCUGUAGUCUGCCACGGGGGUCUGGGAGAGAACACCUUCUAUGUGGACUACAAGACAGAGGACGGUUCAGCCAACGCUGGCUCGGAUUAUGAUUACAGCGAAGGAACGCUGGUGUUCAAACCUGGAGAGACUCGCAGAGAGAUAAAGGUCGGUAUAAUCGACGACGACAUAUUCGAAGAAGACGAGCACUUCUUUGUACGCCUGCUGAAUCUGCGCGUUGGCGACGCAGAAGGAAUGUUCGAGAGCGAUGAAGUGGGUGCCACCCCCAAAGGUCGCUUGGUUGAGCCCCUGGUCGCUACGGUGACCAUCCUGGAUGACGACCAUGCUGGCAUCUUCACGUUCAGCGAGCGCAUGGUGCGAGUGAAUGAGAGCGUGGGCACCAUGGAGGUGUCCGUGGUGCGCAACUCAGGUGCCCGAGGCACCGUCAUCCUGCCGUACAGCACCGAGUCAGGCACUGCCAAGGCUGGGGAGGACUACGAGGACGCCCGAGGAGAGCUGGAGUUCACCAACGACCAGACCACUCAGACUUUCCAGGUGAGGAUAAUUGAUGAUGAAGAGUAUGAAAAGCACGAAAACUUCUUCAUUGUGUUGGAGGAGCCACGCUGGCUUAAGAGAGGAAUCUCAGCGCUGCUGCUCAGCCAAGAGGGGGCGGAGGGCCAGAUGAGUGCUGAGGAGGAGGAGGCCCGGAGGAUAGCUGAGAUGGGGAAGCCCAUCCUGGGAGAGCACAGCCGCCUGGAGGUGGUCAUCGAGGAGUCGUACGAGUUCAAGAGCACCGUGGACAAGCUCAUUAAGAAGACCAACUUGGCGCUGGUGAUCGGCACACACUCCUGGAGGGAGCAGUUUGUGGAGGCAGUCACUGUCAGCGCAGGUGACGGCGAUGAUGAAGAGGAGGGUCGUGAAGAGCGCCUUCCAUCUUGUUACGACUACGUCAUGCAUUUCGUCACCGUCUUCUGGAAGGUUCUGUUCGCCUGCGUCCCGCCCACAGAGUACUGGAACGGCUGGGCCUGCUUCUUGGUCUCCAUCAGCGUCAUCGGCCUCCUCACCGCCUUCAUCGGAGAUUUGGCAUCACACUUCGGCUGCACCGUCGGGCUCCGGGACACCGUGACCGCUGUGGUGUUUGUGGCAUUGGGAACUUCUAUUCCAGACACCUUUGCGAGCAAAGCGGCCGCCAUACAGGACCAGCAUGCUGAUGCGUCCGUUGGUAACGUCACUGGUAGCAAUGCUGUCAACGUGUUCCUGGGGAUUGGCGUGGCGUGGUCGGUGGCCGCCAUCUACUGGAGAAUCAAGGGGAAGGAGUUCAAGGUGGACCCCGGCUCGCUGGCCUUCUCCGUCACACUCUUUACCAUCUUCGCUUUCAUCUGCAUGGGUGUGCUUCUGUUCAGACGCCGGCCCUCCAUUGGCGGAGAGCUCGGCGGCCCAAGGGGCGCCCGUCUGGUGACCAGCCUGCUGUUCCUGGGCCUGUGGUUCCUCUACAUCCUCUUCUCCAGCCUGGAGGCCUACUGCCACAUCAACGGCUUUUAAAAAGGAGAUGGAGAACGUUCUGAAAGAAUAUUUCACAGCAACACACACAUAUACUUUAACACUCAGAGCAUACCGUACACAGUUCCACAUGAAACAAGUGUAAGAUUCAUCCGCUAACUGCAGCCUGGAAGUGUCCUGGUCUUUAAUGCAGGGAUACUAAAACACUUCAGAUACAUGUUCACACACACACACACACACUAUAUGUACGCAUGUGUAAACAGAUCAUAGCAAACACAAGCACUCACAGUUACAGGCAUGAUGAAGGGCGAGAGGAAGUGUUAGUGAGGGGUGAGAAAUGUGAGCACAAAAGGUUACUGCAGCAACGUUAGCAGAGAGAAGACGGAGAGAGAAAGAGAGUUAUUGUGAAGUUGAGAUUUUAGAGGUGAAGAAAGGUCAGGUCAGCCUCUGGAGAGCGGUCUCAUUAUGUUAGUUUUAAAGCCAGGUGGGUUUCGGUUGGGUUGGAGGAGUUCAGAGCGCUGAUAGAGAAGAGGAACAGAAACCUGUGCACACCGGACUUUGAUUAUCUGAGUUGCAUUGAAGAAACAACACAUUUGUUUCCUCCAACAAAACCUGUCCCUCCCGCCUGUCCUCCGUAUCACCAUCUUUACUGGUACAGCUUCACGUUUCUUCACUGAGGAGGUGGAGCACUGUGUGAAAAAAGGAGUGGAAUGUUUACAAUAACAAUAUCAUUAGGUUUGUUUACUACUGGAGGUUCUUAUAAAGUGGUGAUGCUUGUCUAAUACACUGUGUAGAUGAAGGCGGUUGUAAAUAGUCAAAACCAGUGUACUGUACAUAUAGAGUGUUGUGUUUUCAGUAGGCAGACAAUGCCUACCACUGACCAAGUUAGACGUGGUUGAGAUACUACUAUUAGCUACUAAUCUGUAUAGAAAGUCAAAUUACAGCGAAAAGAAAAGGAAAGACCACAGUCAAGUCUCUGAUUCAACACUUUUCAAAUCCAUGCACAGACUGGAACACCACAGAUCCCAAACAUUACAACUAUUAGAGACUAAAGUCUUAGCUGCCCAAACUAAUCAAAGUUUAUGAAUAGCCAUACCUCCCCUGCAUCCUGCGUUCCAGUCAGAUGUGUUUCUCAGAGGUUUGUAUAUCAAACUGACGGAUUAUUUACAUGUGGAGCCAGACACGGAACAUCUUCACACAAUAAGUCACAAAAAUAGAGUGAAUCCACCUGUCAAUUAAAUCCCUGCAUUUGUGUGUCAACUGGUUUGUGAUGUUAGAGGGGACAUAUUAUGCUCAUUUCCAGGUUCAUACUUGUAUUUUGUGAUUCUAAUAGAACAUGUUUACAUGCUUUCAUUUCCCAAAAACACUGUCAGUCUGAAUAUACCUGUAUUCUCCCUCUGCUCCGUUUUAGCGCCUGUCUCUUUAAGCCCCCCUCCCAAAAAAGCCCAGUCUACUCUAAUUGGCUUGUAAGAAAAUGAUGGUGCACUUUUCAAAGGUAGUUCUCAAACUGUGGGUGGAGAUACUUAUAUGGGGGGGUGUAUUCCAAUUAGCCUGCAUGUGACAUAGCGAGCCAAAUCUGAAUGGCUUUUUGAAUCUGGGGCAGCCCACAAAAACUGACUGGGUUGUCUUAUUUCACAGUUUGUGGGUAAAGCACUCCAGACACCCAGAUGUAUGUGCACAAGCACUGACCAAAUGAGUUUUUCAUAAUAUGUCUCCUUUAAAUCUUACUGUAUAAAGCUGUAUGUGUAGGCAGGCAGGAGAGAGGAGAGGCGUUUGGUCUGAGAGGAACAAAAAGGACAUUUUAAUCCUCAGAGGGACCAAACAUGUGCUCACACACACACACACACUCACACACAAAACACAGUUUGGAGUAAAAUUAAAAUCCAUCCAGAUGGACUGAGAUCUGAGUGCAGACACUGAACUCCAGUCAGUCAUCACUGCGGGUAGUGACAGCCUAAUCCAUUACUGUGGCAUGAUCCUUUACAUUUAGAUAUACAUGUCAGACAGACAUGCAUGGGUUGUCGAACAUGACUUAACAGUGUUAGUUUACUUUAAAGAGUAAUCUUUAAUCUUUGCAUCUGUGCCUCUAAAGCCAGUAAAUUACAAUUAAGUUGUUUAAAACUGAAAAAACUGAUUCAAAUCAUCAACAUUCAGUCUACGACUCAAGAUCGUAAUCUACACUUUAAUUAGGAAGCAGAAUGCCGGAUUACACCACACUGAUGCUUUAAAAUGGCCCCCAUACAAUGCCUUAAGGAACACUCUCAAGUGAAAAUCUAGUAUUCAAGCUUUCAGCUGUACAAAGCUGCACUUUAUCUGAUGUAACUAAAACAUACUGUAUUUUUACUUUUAACAAUUAGUGUACAAUACAUGAAUGGAGGAAAACUAUGAACUGUCUGAAGUGGUUCAGCUGACGACUGCUGCACUGGAUCCAGGUGAAACCACCACAUCAGGUUUCUUGUCUUGUGCGAAGGGAUUGUUGUAAUGUGUCCCUGCAUCUGUGCUUGGAGCACAAUACCAGUACCAGACAUGCUAAGAAUAACUUUCUAAUUCAAUGGAAAGUCUGCACACUGUUUAAAAUAACUAACUAACAAACUAAGGUCUAACAUCUAACGCGCUCCAGACUUUGUUUACAGUCUGUCAGUCAGCAGCAGACGAUCGCUUUUUCAAACCACGCUGUCUAAUCCGAAAGAGGAAAUCUGUACAGGACAGCAGUGUCCUUGUGAGUUUGAAUCAAAGACCGUUUCUGUAGUCAUAAUAUCAUAGCAUGGGCCGUUUUCAGUGGGAAAAGCAUUAGAAAACACUGCCCUUCAAGGCAUGUAUGUGUUGCUCAGUAUUGCAUGUUUACAAGCUACUGAAUCUACUGGCUGCUAAACAGACGGUAAAAUCAACUAGAGAAGUUCAGAACAGUGAAAACUGCUGUGGCAUCUCCGCACCGACAUGUCAGGGUUAUUACUUUCAACAUUGAGAUAUAAACUGAGAUGUCGGUGCAUGGAUCAGAAAUGUCAUAGCAAAUGUAGUGAGCAGUGUGCAACAUCAUGGUAAGAUAAUAACGUAGUUAACUAUCAUCUUAGACUAGAAGCAUCAAGAGUCCUGCAUCGACACGAGGACGAGUUGAUUCAUCAUGUGGACACAUCGCAGUCAACGUUAUAAUUACUGUAAUAUUCACUGCUUAAUGUCAGUCACGUUAAAUACAUUGCACUUUGUGCUGCAGGUGCAUUACAAACGUUUCACCCACAAAUGAUAAGUGCUUUGUUGAUCUGUAAUUACACACGAUAAUAUCAAAAAGAUUGGAUUCGUUAACCCUUAACUAACUAUACUUUCUAAACUUUCUAAAACAGAUUUUGUAUCUUUUCCUUGCAGAUAUAGCCGAGGUAGAUUCUUUUGUACUACUAAACAAUGUUUAGAAUAGUAUCAAUAUAUAUACGAUUGGUAGUGUAGAUUAUGUCGUUACUGAAUUUAGUGGAUUAGAGUUUGAUAUAUUUUCCACAGCGAGGAGGAUUCCCUUUGAACUGCUCAAACAGUGUAGUGUAUCAUAACCAAACAUAAUCCCACCUAAUUUAUUCAAGUACAUUUGUGUCUAUGUUACUUAUGUAUAAGAUUAUUUAUUUAGAUAUUUAUUUAUUUACAAGAAGAUUAUUUAUCUAUGGAUAAACUGUGCCGCAGUUCCUUGAGGCGGACAGUUUGGAGUUUAGUUCAAGGAGUGUGGUUUCAAUGUGCAAUACAGAAAACAGUUAAAACAUCUUAUUUUGUCAGCAGCUUUGACGAGAGCUCAGCUCUUUCACACAUCCUUUUCUGCUCUGGUGUUUGUUGUAACUCUCCGCCAACAUACAUUUCUUCAUUCAGUUCUCUCAGAGUAGGAGUUUUGAGUGUGAGUAGCAUGUUUACAUGAAGAAACAGUUUGGAACAUUGCCUGUAUAAUUGUCAGUCUCGGGGCGUCAUGAGCUAAAGAAGAACUUUUUGUUGAUAUUAACGGUGGCUGUGGGGCAGCUCAGUGGUGUGUGAGGUUGAAACAGUAGCCUAGCUGUAGUCUACUCACUAAACAUACACACACACACACACACACAGGUCUGCUGAACUUUCGUGUAAAGAAUGAUCAGCACCAGUGGGUACAGAAGGCUUCAGAUUACGUACCCAGCGUUGUCCCAGCAGGUGUGGCUCAGCACCAAAUACAGAACUGUCUUCAACGUCCGGACAAUGUUCCAUGUUUCCAUGAACUUCUGUACUAACUGUCUGGCUUCGGCCUUUGCUGUUCUGUAGCUAGAUGUGAUGCCUCCCCCAUCCAGCCUCUCCUCCUCACCCACCCCUCCCCAAUGUGCGUCUGUGUUUGCUUCCCCUCCAUGUUCCUCUGCAGAUGCAUGUUGAAUCCCUGUGUUCGUGUGAUAGCAGCAUGGUCUACUGUGAUGGACGCCGAUAGGCAUAUUUUACCCAUGGGGUAAUUCCCCACAGUUUCGAAUCCCAAACACCAGAGGCUCAUUGUGAAAUAAAAGUGGCACACACAGACACAACUCCAUACAGAUUUACUGAAGAGAAACACACACACAGACGGCAUUUAUGGAUUCAGUGUCUACUCCUUACUUGUUUUGUUACCUUUUAAAAGCUGUGAAAAGAGAGUUCUGUUGUGUCAAAGCUACGUCUGCAACCAGCAACAUCCCAGGUCUUCUUUUUGUUUGUUGGUGUACGAUAUUUCUGUGUCUGUUAGUGUUCCCCCUCUUCUUGUUCUCCCAUUCGCUCCCUCGCAGGUCUUGCUCUUCAAUGUGUCUCUCUGUGAAGUUUUUUCCUGUGAUGAAAAUGUAUCUCUCUGCCUGAACAUUAGUAGGGAAAUAAUGACUGAGUUACUACAAUAUCAUGUGAUAGACAUAAGCAUUUAUUCAAUACUGUAAUAAAUUAUUAACUGAAGAUGAUGUUUAAGUUUUCUUAUGAAAUGCAGAAAAAAGAUUCUUUGACAACAAAUGACAACUUGUUUUUGAGAACAUGGCAUGAGGUGUAAUGUGUUACCGAAAGAAAAUGAAGGUCUUUAAUUAAGUGAAAUUGACCUUAUUUGAAUAUAGUUUAUUUAUUUUCAAGGUG